Argiope bruennichi is the source of this 4086-nucleotide messenger RNA. Its product is annotated as proclotting enzyme-like. Gene Ontology annotation, biological process: proteolysis. Gene Ontology annotation, molecular function: serine-type endopeptidase activity. Bases 246 to 1478 code for a protein of 410 amino acids. The record is from RefSeq and is a predicted model, not a curated record. The transcript has 8 exons. Lineage: Eukaryota; Metazoa; Arthropoda; Arachnida; Araneae; Araneidae.
AUGUCACAAUCACAUUGUCACUCUCGUCACUGCUUCCUCGUAACCACUUUCGGUUCCCUUUCGUACCGAAACGGCAGAUAACAUUCUUGCUUUUGAGGCGGUGAAAUGUGAUACGCACUGGUCAGUAAUGAUUUACGAAUUGAAAAAGUUGAAUUGUUGCCAAUAUUGCGCGCUUGGUUAAGCUUUGUCAAAAGUUGCUCAAAUCCAGUACCUCCAAAAUUAUCAGUUAAAACAAAAAUUUUGCCAUGCUUCUGUCACAUAUGAUUACACAGCUGCAACUAGCUCUUCUAACCUUUUUCACCAUUUCUGCUGGCCAAAUUCUAUUUGAAGACACUGACGAACGCAGUAACCGUUCACCCAACGCCAACUGCGUAACUCCUGAAAAUGAAAUGGGCACGUGCGUGCGUUGGACCAACUGUCAGAAGUUGCGCCGGAUAACUAACUGGAAUCGUCUGCAGCCUUACGUCUGUGGCUUUGCCGGGAGUGAGCCCAGGGUAUGUUGUUCCAUGGAACAGGAUAACCCGGACGUUUUAUUUCCUACAACGCCUCCUCCAAGACGGCCCCCUCCAAGAAGAACCACUCCACCGAGGAGAAGAACAACAACGACGACAACAACCACUACCUCCAGACCGCCACCCACGCCUUUUAGACGGCCCGAUGGUGAUGGUGGAACCAAGCCUCGCUUUUUGCCAAACAACUGUGGGACGACGCUCUUCACCAAGACGCGAGUGGUUGGAGGCCAAGUAGCGGAAAAGGGAGGAUGGCCAUGGAUGGCUGUAGUUUUUGUGGAAAAGAGAAACGGUGCCCGAAGUCCAGAUUGCGGCGGCGCUCUUGUGACGGACAGACACGUGGUCACGGCCGCACAUUGCGUGGUGACCGGAAGGGGUUCUACUACUAUGAAUCCUAAUCAACUCAGUGUGAGACUGGGAGCACAUGACCUACGACAAAACAACGAACCCGAUGCUGUAGAUAUUCCUGUCGAAUCCGUUCGCCGACACGAACAGUUUGACCCUCGUACCUACAAGAACGAUAUCGCUGUUCUCCGUCUUCGCAGACCUGUUCAGUUUUCGAACCAUACCUCUCCUGUCUGCCUUCCCUAUGACAGUCUCCGGAAUGAUGAUCUCACCGGCAAAACUUCUACUGUUACUGGAUUCGGAACCACAUCCUUCAAUGGCCCUUCAAGCGAUGUCCUGAUGGAGGCGAGCUUUGACAUUCAAGAUCAAGAGAUGUGCCGGAGAGCUUACGAAAGAGAGCUCAACAUUACAGAUGUUUACCUGUGUGCCGGAACUGCUGAUGGAUCCAAAGAUUCCUGCCAGGGUGAUUCUGGAGGUCCGCUUGUGACCAUUGGUAAAGAAGGUCGGUACUAUUUAGUAGGAGUGGUAUCGUUCGGAAAACUGUGCGCUCAGCCUGGUUAUCCUGGAGUUUAUACUAGAGUUACCAAAUUCUUGGACUGGUUAAGAACUAACCUUGCCAACUGAGAUUCAUUACAGUGAUCACAAAGAAAAUUGGACAAAGCUCAAUACAUAAGCUUGAGUGAAAACGAAUUUGAAAAUUGUUGAAAACUUAAAACUAUAUACAUUUUUUAAUAAGUAUUAUUUCAGUUGUAAUACCUAUUUUUUUUUCCAUAUAUCUAACAGGUAUUUUUCAAUCCGUUUUCACUUGUUGUUUUGAAGUUUAGAAUUUCUUUUGAUGGGACAAAGUGGUUUGAAACUUUCAUCAUCGAGAAGAAUCAACACCAAAAAUAGAAUGCGUUCUUCUCUUUUUAAAUAAUAAUGUAUACUAUAUUGAAUGUAUAAUGUUGAUAGUUUUUAUUUGAUGCUCAAUUUAUAUUUGUGUGAUGAAUUAGUUUCUUGAAUUAAUUGGAAACAAUGAUUUGUUACAUUUGACAUGUAUAACAUGAAGUUUUUUCAAUAAGAAAGGAAUUUUGAACUGACAUUUAUUUAUUUUAACUUAGAAAAUGCCGACCAAAUCUUUUCAAAGAAGCCCAUUUGAAAAUAUUUGGUUUUACUCAAAGGAUAGUAUGUAGUUAAUAUUCGCACAAUGUAUAAAUAAAAUGCGCACAGCAAUGAAAAGUAUGAUUUCAGUGUUUUAUUCUACUUUUAAACGAAACUGCUUUUACAAAACUACAGCUGUAGUUUUUUUAUAGACUAUAAUGAAAAAUGAUAUAGAUUAUUUUAUCCAUUUACUGUUAAUGUAUUUGACUUUGUAAAAGGGAACAAUUUUUAGUUCGAUGACUGUCGAUAGAUAACAUGAUAUCGAUUCAUCAUCUAGUUGUAAAUGAAGAUCGACAUUGUUGUGAAUUUACAGUCGCCGUGUGGUGCAAAUGGGUUAAAAAAUUGCGUUAUAACUGAAAUGGAUGUCUUUUUGUUGUUAUAAAGUGAAAGCAAUGGGAAUUCGCUGUGAUUUAUGAAUUAUAUUUGUCAAUAUUUUAAAUAGUUGUUGUGUAUAAAUUUCCAACUUAAUUUUAAAAAGAUUAAGAAAUUGUGGAUAUAACAUGCUCGCAUUUUUGUUACUUAUGCUUGCAUUUUUGAAUGUAAAUAAGUGAUGCUUUUAUUGUAGAUUGUAUUUUCUUCUAGUUUCUUAUUUCUUAAAAAAGUGUGCUUUUAUAAUUACACAUCCUUUAAAAAAGUAGCUGAUACGCAUGGUUUACAGAACUAUAUUGUAUAGUUUUUCAUUGUACGAAACAUUUUUUGUUUUAUGUUUAACUUAGAAUGAGCAUCACACAAAACUCACUGGCUUAGCGCCUACUUAUACGAUAGUGAAAGCGAUUGUGUUUCAAUACAACAUUACUCAUUUCGAAUUUUGAAUCUACUACGAAAAUUAUAAGUAAAAUGAAAAGUAAUGGGAAAACUCGUAAUUUUAACAAUAUUUUUCACAACUACAAAUUAUGAUGAACAACUUCAUGAUGGCAUAAAGAUUAUUACUCUUGGUUUUGUUUUUAGUUUUCAAGAAAUCUCCACAAAUUAUUUGGGUUUCGAAAUUCACAACAGAAUUGCUUAUACAUUCCAUAAAGUCAUAUUAGCGAGUAAUGAAAUUGGUAAAAGAAAUCAAAAUUGAAAUUUGAUUUUAGUUAUUUUCUUUGCCUAAAAUCUUUUAUCUUAAUUCAUUUACUUGAAUUCAUAACGCAUUGUUUUUUUUAGAUUAUUAUCAGAAUCUUACCAAUAUCUAUUGGUCAUACUUGGAUCAAAAUACAAUAGAAAUCUCAAUUAUCCGUUUAUCGAUUAUUUGCAAUUCUCUAUUGUUGGUGUAAUUUUCUUUAUUGCGUUUAACUUUGUGAGCAAGAAAAUUGUAACGCAUUCAAAACUGCUGGGAAUAAAGAUUUUUCUUCAAACUCGAAACUGACAAAUUUCUUAAGAGAGAAUAUAAGAGAGUGAAUUUGAUGAUAUUGGUAGGAGUAUUCAAAUAAUAAUAAUUAAAAAGUUGAAAAAGUUAUCGGAAUCUAUUUAUAUUCAAUUUAGCUAAAACUCUAGGACUUUUUCUUUUCGCAUUAGUACAAGAAGUAGUUCUAAGCUCCUAUUUUAAUAAGGAUUUUCAAAGGAAAUUCCAGGCAAAUUUCUAGGAAUUACAUUUAUUUCUGUAAUUUCAACUAUUUUGGUAUAAAAAAUAGUUCAAUUAACGAUAGAUAAGUAUAAAAUUUAAUCUGGAAAAACGUAAAUAAAUUAUCUAAUUCCUCAAAAAUUAAAGAUGAGAAAAAAAUUAUUCUUUCUUUAUUUUUUUUGCAUGAGCAUUUUUAUUUUUCGUGUUAGUGUUUGUAAAAUUCAAACUACGAUUUAUAAUUUUAAACAUGGGAAGUAUGAAUUUCAUUUCGGUUGUUUUAUACGAAGAUAUGAAAAGUAAUCUGAUAAAUUAUGUAGCAUGAGAUUAUUAGUUUUUGUCUGAUGAUAAAAAAUCGAUAUCAUAUGUUAAGCAUGUUUCUGUGUUGAAAUGUUGAUACAUUUAAACAUGUUUUUAUAUAUAUAUAUAAAUACAUAAUUUUUUCAAUUUUCUCUUCGAUGAAGCUUUGAGAAUUACCUCAUAUUAUGGAGAGAUGCUCGCCAUAUUUUUGUAAGUUUUAUUUAUUUUUCAAGACUAAUUAAAUUAUUUUAU